AUGAAAAAGAAUGCAGGAGAUGGUACAAAGUAUAAAAACCCUCUCAGUGAUGGAACCAGUUUUAUGUUUAACGUUCAGGUGGAAAGAAACAACGCCGGCUAUACAUUCGAUGGUUUAGACAGUAACGGUCAAAACGUCGCGAUCCAAUUCAGAGGGCAACCAUUAUUCACAGGUGAAGGAAGGGAUACUUAUUAUUUCGUAGAUGCAAACAAUAAAGAAACACAUCCACCACCACCACAGUUAUGGGUAUGUCGUGACACAUAUUUUAUUGCUUCAGUUGAUGACGGGCUUAAAUAUGUUUCGUCAGGUUCUCCGCCAGGUUCUCAAGAUAAUUAA
Molecule: messenger RNA, 336 nt
Organism: Trichomonas vaginalis G3
Lineage: Eukaryota; Parabasalia; Trichomonadida; Trichomonadidae
Exons: 1
Coding region: 1-336 (111 amino acids)
Source: RefSeq, a predicted model, not a curated record